Molecule: messenger RNA, 2516 nt
Organism: Bombus impatiens (common eastern bumble bee)
Lineage: Eukaryota; Metazoa; Arthropoda; Insecta; Hymenoptera; Apidae
Product: lachesin-like
Exons: 6
Coding region: 16-618 (200 amino acids)
Cellular component (GO): neuron projection
Source: RefSeq, a predicted model, not a curated record
GUUGCAGUCCCCCCUAUGCUGUGGAUACCGCACCAAUUGGUUGGUGCACCCUCGGACCAUACGGUUACACUGGAAUGCCACACAGAGGCUCAUCCGACUUCUUUGAAUUACUGGACCAGGGAGGAUGGCCUGAUGAUUCAGGGGAGCAAGAAGUACAAGACUACUUCGACGCCGGAGAAACCCUCGUACAAGACGCAUAUGACGCUUACGAUAUACGAUUUGCAGGAGGAGGAUUACGGUAGCUACAAGUGCGUCGCGAAAAAUCCACGUGGAGAGACCGACGGCACAAUUCGUUUGUACAUGUCUUCACCGCCGAGUACCAGCCCGAGCCCAUCUACUACGGAGAUGCCGAAGAAAGAUUGGGAGCUGAUGGCUGAAAUGAAUAACUCUAUUUACGGAAAUCCAAGCUCGCUGACGAUUCACAACGAGAAAAAUAUGAAAUCAGGUAAUAAAUUCCAGUCGAACCUCAGCGAGAUCGGCAAGUCUGAGCAAAAAUCGAGCGACCUAGAUAGGAAAAGAAACUACGAUUGGACCCCAGACAGCGACUCAGCCGUCAACAUGACAACGACUGGACUGCUUCUGAUGAUCGCUCUGAUCGUGGUGUCGAUCAUUCGAUAAGCAAAUAGAAAUAGACGCGUCGGACGUCGAUCAUCUGGAUUUCAUUUACGAAAUAUAAAAGAAUAAGAAGUCAGAAACCAAUACGACUGUUAGAAAGACACAGAUGGCACACGACAACACCAGCACACAUAUAUACACGUACAUGAGAAAGAAGGAAGAAUGACUGAGUAGUUAGUGUCAUAUUAAAACACGAAUGAGGAAAAAGAUUAAUAAUAAGAAUAAUAAUUAUGCGUGCCAAGUCAGUGUAGCGCAGUGUCCAAAAAGACAAAUGAGAUGAGAAAUCGUGCAAUAGGAAAUGAGUAUCUAUCGAUUAAUCGAUAUGCACGAGAUAUGAAAGGUAAAGAAGCGUGGGCAAAUCACAAAGUGCAACGACUAUCGCUUUCAGUGUAACAUAUUGUAUAACGCCAAAUGUCGCCACGAAGAACGCGCCAACGAUCUCGAGCUCCGCUGAAAGUCUUCAACCUGUUCGGGUUCAAAACUAAUCUCGCGGAAUUCUAUUUUAGAAUUUCUUUACUUGAACCUGACUUUUUUUUAUGCCAUGCCAGAAUAAAACUGAUUUUCUUAAAGUUAAUAUUUCAUCUUCCGAAUCAGCAACUUCAAAAUUAUUUUCAUAAUCGAUGUUUCCUUCUGCACUGAUAACAAAAGAACAAAGACCAGUGAUGUAAGCGUAAACUGUCCCCGCCAUCGAUUUCGUUCUUCUAUUUUUCCUCCUUGAAUGAUUCUCUCCCUCUCUUUAUUCUGCCUGCGAAAUGUUUCUUCUCCACCAUCCCUUACCUCAGUUCUUCUCUUUUCUUUCUAACAGCCGUUCCUUACACCAAAUCGCGGAUCCCAUCUGGAUAGUUGAGAUUAAAACGUCAGAUUCGGCAUAGAGGACAUUCUUCCAUGAAAAAACAAAGAAAAAAGAAAGAAAUGUAGAGUACAAAUGUCAAACGAACAUCAAAGGUAAAGGAAUAUUAAAAACGGAAUAUUAUUAAUUGAAAAUAUCUUUAAGUUCCAAGGAUAGAAUACUGACCGAUAAUAUUUUUGUUACAUUCUGGUCACAUAUUCUUCUUAUCGAGUAUUUUUUAUUAAGUUUUGAAUACAUUUUAUCGAUUAUCAUUUAAUUUAUUUUUCAUAAAUACAAUUAGUAAACAAUUAAGGUUUUGCACUCGCACAGGUUCGACGAUGUAAUUUUAGAACAAAUUAAACCGGGAUCUGCGAUUACCAAGGAAUUAAUUAAACGAAGGAAAAGAAAAGAAAAGAGAAAAGCGACGCACCGAGGCAUCUUUUCGUCAUGAUUAAAUUUCGUUGAGGUGUCCACGUUGACCAGACAGCUGCUCAAAUUCUACGUAUAGUAUCGAGAUGAAAGGAAUAUCGAAACGCUUAAAACGGAAAAAAAUGAAAAACAGAGUAUAUAUAAAUAACGUGUAGGUAUCGAUUAAGUGACGAUGAAAACAUUUAGACAUAAAGAAAUUUUAUUCUUACUGCCGGAGCUUCAUUAGUUUUGCAUUAGGACGUAAAGCGUUUUUAUCGAAUCCUAAAAACACCAAAACCCUUUCACGAAUAAUUUUGCAGGUUUAUCGACGACGAGAAAUACCACUCACAAAAUUUCGAUUUCAAACCAGCUUUAACCAUUGAUUGUAAUCACGAACGUUAAUUUUGACGAUUUACGUUCAAAAAAAGAAAUGAAAAUAAAAUAUAAAAUAAUGUUGCUGCCUGCUGGAGCAAUUUUUACAAUGGAAAUUAAUAACGUGAAAUAAAAGGUAUUGUGCGGAACCUUUUAAUCGAUUUUAAUCCAUCAAGGGCGCUGCAACCUCGAAUACCCAAAAACGCAAAUUAACUGUAAUUCCGCACGCAUUAAAAUGCCCCUGAAAAAGACCCUUUCGAGGAAUAGGUAUGUAUCGGUAUUUCAAUGAAAA